Molecule: messenger RNA, 4324 nt
Organism: Pogoniulus pusillus (Red-fronted tinkerbird)
Lineage: Eukaryota; Metazoa; Chordata; Aves; Piciformes; Lybiidae
Gene: DDX10
Product: DEAD-box helicase 10
Exons: 14
Coding region: 6-2243 (745 amino acids)
Biological process (GO): rRNA processing
Cellular component (GO): nucleus
Molecular function (GO): nucleic acid binding; RNA helicase activity; ATP binding
Source: RefSeq, a predicted model, not a curated record
GCAGCAUGGGGCGGGAUGGCGGCGGGCCGGCGGCCAUGGACCCGGUGCGCAGCUUCGAGCGCUGGAAGAAGAAGUACACUCGUCGGACGCAGAAGCUGCGGUUGCAGAGGAAGGAGAGGAAGCGGCCUGAGUGGCAGGUGGAGCGGGAGGUCAUCGGCCGCCUGGUGCAGCGCUACCCCGAGAUAAAUCCAAGUGAAAUUCAAAGAUUUUCAGAUUUUCCAUUGUCAAAGAAAACCCUGAAAGGGUUGCAGGAAGCUCAGUAUCGCAUGGUAACAGAGAUACAGAGGCAAACCAUAGGUUUGGCUUUACAAGGCAAAGAUGUGCUUGGAGCUGCAAAGACUGGAUCAGGAAAAACCUUGGCUUUUAUUGUCCCAGCUUUGGAACUCCUGUAUCGGCAUCAGUGGACUUCAGCAGAUGGCUUGGGAGUUCUGAUAAUAUCACCCACCCGGGAGCUGGCCUAUCAAACCUUCAAGGUUCUGCGUAAAGUUGGAAAGAAUCAUGAGUUCUCAGCUGGCCUCAUCAUUGGAGGAAAGGAUGUGAAAGAGGAGUCUGAAAGAAUCCACAACAUAAACAUGCUAAUUUGCACACCAGGACGGCUUCUGCAACACAUGGAUGAAACUUCUUAUUUCUAUGCAUCUGAUCUGCAACUGCUGAUUCUUGAUGAAGCUGACAGAAUUCUUGACAUGGGGUUUGCUGAUACAAUGAAUGCAAUCAUAGAAAAUCUACCUAAGAAACGCCAGACCUUGCUUUUUUCUGCAACACAAACAAAAUCCGUGAAGGACCUCGCAAGGCUGAGUCUGAAAGAUCCCGAGUAUGUCUGGGUUCAUGAGAAAGCCAAAUUCAGCACUCCAGCAACUUUGGAUCAGAACUAUGUUGUUUGUGAGCUUCAGCAAAAAGUGAACAUGUUAUAUUCUUUCCUGAGAAGUCACUUGAAAAAGAAGACCAUUGUGUUUUUUUCAAGCUGUAAAGAGGUCCAGUAUCUGUUCAGAGUGUUCUGUAAGCUUCAGCCUGGUCUCACUGUACUGGCACUUCAUGGCAAGCAGCAUCAGAUGAAGAGAAUGGAAGUCUACACUUGUUUUGUUCGGAAAAAGGCAGCAGUACUUUUUGCUACAGAUAUUGCAGCUCGUGGCCUGGAUUUUCCAGCAGUGAACUGGGUCAUUCAGUAUGACUGUCCAGAAGAUGCAAACACAUACAUCCACAGAGUUGGAAGAACAGCUAGAUACAAAGAAGGUGGUGAGGCUUUGUUAGUACUGCUUCCCUCAGAAGAAAAAGGCAUGGUGGAACAGCUGGCACAGAGGAAAGUACCUGUUUCUGAAAUCAAAAUUAAUCCUGAAAAAUUUACAGACAUCCAAAAGAGGAUGCAGGCUUUCUUGGCUCAAGAUCAGGAGUUAAAAGAGAAAGCUCAAAGGUGUUUUGUGUCCUACCUGCGGUCAGUUUAUUUAAUGAAGAAUAAAGAAGUAUUUGAUGUGUUCAAAUUGCCUCUAGCAGAAUAUGCCCUAUCACUUGGCCUUGCAAUGGCACCUCGUGUGAGAUUUCUUCAAAAAGUUCAAAAGCAGCUGCCUGUGAAUGAGGAAGCUGAUGAGGCAGAUCGCCUGAAGGAGAUGGAGCAAACUACAGACAGCCUCUCCUCAGUAAAUGAGGGAGGAGUGGAGAAGCACGGGGCUAAUUUGAGUGGAAAUGUGUCUGUUAACAAAAAGCAAAACGAGAGAAGGAAAGAAACUGAGGAAUGUUCUGCUUCCAGUGAAGCUGAGGAGAGUGGUGAGUCUGAGGAUGAAUCUAAAGAGAUAUCUGAGGAGGAGGACAAAGAAGUUACUGUACCAAGUGGGGUACCAAACACAGACACCGUGCAGUUGUUUGAAGAUGAUGAUGACGACGAUGAUGAUGCUAAAGAUACUGAUUUGCUGACAGUGAAACGACGGAAUAUUUUUGGUGUGGAAGAAAGUCCAGCACUGUUAAAAUUCUCCAGCUGUCUUUACAUUGUGGAGCCCUGCACUUUCUGGGUAAAUGGGAUUUUUCCAGCCACGAUCAAUGAGUCGCUCCUGGCACUUGGUGAAAACACUUGCAAUCGAAGUGGGAAACACUUCUCGCCUUCUGAGAAAUCUCGACUUUCAGACAGAUUAUUCUUGACUGAACAAAUGUCAUCUCCUGUGCCUUCUCUUGAAAGUGCUUCUUUUCCCCUCCUCCCUCUAAAAGAUGAGUAUUUCCCCUCAUCUCUUCUGCUACCUAUCCAGACUUUUUAUUGAUGGAACCUCUAGUGAGAUGACAGUGGGAUCAACAGGUUAGCUCACAGAACUACCAGCAACCCUUUUAUUCCAAUUGUUGCCUUUUUAACAUUUGUUUUAUUGUUUUAAAAGAAAAACUAGAAGAUUCCUAGAUCUAAACUUGCUUAACCUAGUUUUUCUUUCUUAUACUAUUUUUUCCUAUCUGUUUCAAGUCACUUUUCCAGACUCCUGGCUUUUCUCUGCACCAGUUUGCUUGAAAUAGAGCAUAUAAAGUUGCUCUAGCUGAGUUAGGUGGGCUUUUCCAUCUCACUGGAGUGAGAAUAAACAUGGGGCAGAGCUGGAGGGCGUGAUUAGAUUGCAGUGUCCCAGUUGUGCUAACAUAAGCUUCUGCAUCCCCACUGUAUUACCAGCUCCAGGCUGUGGGUUUUUUUCUUUUGGCAUGCCCAGUGAUUCCAGUUUACUACUUCAUUUAAGUUUGUGUGCCUAGGAGCUUAGCUAAGGCUCAAUUGGGAUAAUUCUUUGGUGGUAGAGGAGUGCAGUGAAGUCCAGCCAAGAGAUAUCUGUCGAGAGAGAACUUCGUAAUUUAGGGAACAUUCUCAGAAGACUACAUUCUGUGAAGUACAAGGAUGGGAAUUAAGCCUGACAACUUGCAACUUUUUUUGGCAGUACUUGUAAAAAUGCUUCAGAAAUGGGAAUAUAUUAUUUUGUUUGUAUUGCUUAAGUUGGUAUAGUCAAGCUAUGGACCAAUGUAACUGAUGUGUCCAGAGACAGACUUCCCAACAAUUCCCUGCACUCCCAUUGGGAAGACUGGAGAGAUGUCUUUGGAUGGCAGAAGAAUGUUUCAUGGCCAGAUGUUGAAUGUUUUUGUGAAAGUAGUUUGGCACUUAGAGCUCAAAUAGCAAUGCCACCUCCAAUCUCAUUUCUUGUGCCUAUAUGUGACCUGACUGCAGUGUAGGUCUUGGCGUGACAAUAGGGGAGCAGUGGGGAUGACUGAUGGGUACUACAAGUCUUCCCUUUGGUGGGUUCAGAGCAUUCUUUGCUAAAUUGGUGACACAUUUCAUCAGCUCUGAUAUGUGAAAAUUAAUCAUUAAAUUUUAAGUACUUUUUAGUAAGCACAAGAACUUCUAAGUUUGAACUGUAUAUUUUAGUGAAGAAAUAAUGAGAAACACAUUUGCUCACACUAUCCCUGUAGACUUAUUUUUUUGUCUAAGCAGAAUGCAAAAUGCACAUUUAUUCAAAAGAAGUACAAUUAAAUUUAAAGGGUAGAGAAAAUUGUGUAAUUUGUAUAAAAAGAAAGUUAAUUUAUGAUGACAAAAUGGCACUAACAAGUAGAUUAUGUUCAUUCCUUAACACUGCUAGAGCCCAGUGCAUUUGUCUAGAAAUAAUUACUAGUUUGAUUUAAGCUUUACUUUCUUCCAGGCACUGUUAAAAUAUAAGCAUUAUGGCUCAGACAGGAUAACCAAAACAUAAGUUUUUCUAGACACAGCAGCAGCACUGUAAAUGCAACCCAAGAGGAGAGAUAGUGUGAGUGAUAGAACAAAAUUAAUUGCCUGCUGAAAGUUUUAAGACACUCAGUAUUACGAAUGACAGACGCUUGUUCCACUGUCAAAACAACUGUCAUAAAUGAAUAUAAAAGUUGUUUGAGCUUGGAAGAAUUCUAUAGUGCUCGAUGUACUCUUAGUAUUAAAUACAAUAAGGCAUAAAUCUGUUUAUAACACCCCAAAUCUGCUGUGAUAAAAAUUUCUACAUUGGUAGUUGCUGGUAUUUUAGAUGAAUAUGUAAAAAUAGUGUGUUUAGUAGUAUGAGAGAUGCCUUGCAUGCUGUACUUGAGUCUUGAUCAAACCUGUGCUAGUUUGAAGCAGGCUAGAAUGUUUUGGUGAGAAAAACUAGAUCAUAGGCUGUGAAAAGAAAACAAUGGUGAUGUCUGCUUCCCUCAGAGUCUUGCAGAAGAAGAAAGCAAAACAUUAGAUAACACUCUGGCCAUUUUGUCUUCACUCUCGGGCUGGGCUUUGACUGAGCUGCAUCUCCCUAACCUCACCUGCCACUCACCUUUGCUUCUUAACCUCUUGGCCGAGGUUCUUUAGGACUGGGGUAAGGUUGAG